Molecule: messenger RNA, 2505 nt
Organism: Achroia grisella
Lineage: Eukaryota; Metazoa; Arthropoda; Insecta; Lepidoptera; Pyralidae
Gene: Syx5
Product: syntaxin-5
Exons: 3
Coding region: 229-1314 (361 amino acids)
Biological process (GO): vesicle fusion; intracellular protein transport; endoplasmic reticulum to Golgi vesicle-mediated transport
Cellular component (GO): SNARE complex; endomembrane system; Golgi membrane
Molecular function (GO): SNAP receptor activity; SNARE binding
Source: RefSeq, a predicted model, not a curated record
UGUCAAUGUGACAGUAUGACGUCGACCAUGUACGUCACAGUCUGUCACUGUCAGUCUCUGUUCUUUGCUGUUGCAAAAGUUCUGACUCAACACUUUACUACUUAAUAAUUCCAUAAUUGUUUAAUUUACAUACUUUUUUUUACGAACCUAGUGACGCAUAUUUAACUGUUAUUAUUCUGUUUAGAUAUUACAUUAUUAGUUACUACUGAAAUAUUUUAUUAUAAUGAAAUGCUACCUCGUCGUCGCAACAUUGCAGGAGGGAGUGUAACAGACAGUACAGCUUUACUGAAUAACGAAUUGGAUACAUACGAUAAAUUGGACAAAAAAGGAGCACCCUUUUAUAAAACAUAUAAUCAAAACGAAAACGAAUUUUCCAGGAAACAACAAAACCUAUUAUCGGAAGACGAAUUUACAUUUGAGAUUCUUAAGGAUUUUGUGUUUGAAACAGUAAUGGCAGCAAGAGAUAGAACUAAUGAAUUUGUAACGACUGUCCGUAGUCUUCAGGGGCGGACACUUGCCAGACCGGUAGUGAGAGAUGAAAGAAAAGCUGCAGUCCUUGAAACAUAUUCCCAAUUUAUGAGCAUGGCGAAAGUCAUAAGUAAAAAUAUUUCAAGUACAUAUGCCAAACUGGAAAAGCUUGCCAUGUUGGCUAAAAAGAAAUCUUUAUUUGAUGAUCGACCAACUGAAAUACAAGAAUUAACAUACAUAAUCAAAGGAGAUCUAAGCUCUUUAAAUCAGCAAAUUGCAAGACUGGGAGAAAUGCCAAGAGGACGCCGAAGCAUGCACAGCCAUUCUUCAAGUGUUGUUGUUGCACUCCAAUCUAGGCUUGCUUCUAUGAGUAACCAAUUUAAACAGGUUCUUGAAGUAAGGUCAGAAAACCUAAAGCAUCAAAAUACUAGACGGGAGCAGUUUUCAAGGGUAGCUCCAUUGGUCACAGAAGUACCAUCUCUCCUUCAACAGGAUGAUGUAAGCAUAGACUUCGGAGAAAGUUCCAGUCUACAGGUGCAGAAAUUUGCGAUGAGAGAUGACUCUGAUACUUAUGUGCAACAACGAGCUGAAACUAUGCAUAACAUAGAAAGCACUAUUGUCGAACUUGGAGGAAUAUUCCAGCAACUAGCACAUAUGGUCAAAGAACAAGAUGAAGCUAUAGGUAGAAUAGAUGCCAACAUACAGGAUGCUGAGAUGAAUGUAGAAGCAGGACAUAGAGAAAUAAUGAAGUAUUUUCAAAACAUUACUGGCAAUAGGGCACUCAUGUUUAAAGUAUUUGGGGUCUUGAUAUUCUUCUUCAUAUUCUUUGUUGUGGUUAUGGCUUAAUCUUUUUUAAAAAAUAUACUGAUCCUGGUAUAGGAAAGGGACAUUCCUACAAAUUUAACUCAAAUGACAUUUAAAUUUAAAAGUUAUAAACAGCAAAGAUGUGUUGUCAUCUAUACUUUAGUACCAUGGAAUGGAUAAUAAAUAAUUAUAGUUAGCUAUAUAAUGGUUUUGAAUGAAAUGUUCACAUUUCAGAAUAAUAAACAUCCAUAACUAAUAAACUGUCUCUUUAUACUAAGGAAAGCACAACAGAUACAAUUAAAAUUUAUGGUGAAAUCAUUAAUUUAUUAUUAGAUGAUGCAGGCAACAAUAUUAUUAUAUGGCAUAUAGUAUACUACUAUCACUACAAAUGGUGACAUUUACUUAAAAAAAAAAUGGUUUAGCAGAGCUAAUGAGUUCUGUAGCGGUUUUUAUGGAUAAUGAUGGAAGAGACCAUUGCCUGAAAUAUGAACAUUUCGAACCUCAUUAAUCAUUAUUUUGAGUAUAUAUAUUGUUUAACUAUAUCUAUUGAGAUUAAAUGUACGUUUAAUCUCAAAAACUCUGUAUAUAAGAUAUGUAUAUAUGUAUAAUAGAGCAUUAAAGUCUUUUAUUUAAAUAGUCUAUGUCACUUCAAGUUGGCGAAACUGAGAUUUUAAGCAAUAAUAAACCUAUAUACUGUUGUGUGUUGUAGUGUUAUGCCACAUUAUAUAGUGGGGUUUGCAUUGCAUGAUACCUAUAUAAGUCUGGAUAUUUAUACAACCCAUUGCACAUUGAAACUAAUUCUGCUUGCAAAAUCGUUGAGACUUUAUUACAUGUACAUAGUUCUGUUCUUAAGAGCUCACAGUAUGGAAUGAUUUAUGAACUGUUUAUUAUAGCUUGCCUUGUUUGUGUCAUCUGUGGCUCAAAUCUAGUGAUUGGAAUUUAUUUUCCAUUAUUAAUAAUGACUGAUUCCAUUCCAUUAUUAUUAAUGAUUUAAUAUAUUGGUACAAACAAUCUUUUUUAAUAACAAUAAAAUUAUGCGGAGGUACUACUAUUACGAAUUCAAGGUGGCCACCACCAACAGUCAAUACAGUUUACCUAAAAUACAGUUCUAAUUCUAAUAAAAACAAAGGACUGUCAAUUUAUAAUAGGGAUUCAAGCAUGAAGCCCUACAUACCAAUUAACAUCACUUCACAGAAUCUAUGGACAGCAUUAGAAUAGUUAAAAAUAAUGAUU